This is a messenger RNA of Trichechus manatus latirostris (Florida manatee), 1773 nucleotides long. It is a transcript of the gene PIGZ, whose product is annotated as phosphatidylinositol glycan anchor biosynthesis class Z. Gene Ontology annotation, cellular component: endoplasmic reticulum membrane. The transcript is spliced from 2 exons. Gene Ontology annotation, biological process: GPI anchor biosynthetic process. Lineage: Eukaryota; Metazoa; Chordata; Mammalia; Sirenia; Trichechidae. Gene Ontology annotation, molecular function: alpha-1,2-mannosyltransferase activity. The record is from RefSeq and is a predicted model, not a curated record.
AUGUGUGGCCCCAGAAUAGCAUCUGCGGCAGCUGGGAAGUCAUUCCAGGCUCUUGGCGCGGUGUCUUAGCAGCAAUUUGAUCUGAAGAUGGUUACCAGGGUGCUCUGGGGCAGCCUGAGCCUGCUCCGCGUGGUGUGGUGUCUCCUUCCACAGACAGGCUAUGUGCACCCCGAUGAAUUUUUCCAGUCACCUGAGGUCAUGGCAGAAGACAUCUUGGGCAUGGAGGCCGCAAGACCGUGGGAGUUUGGGCCGAGCAGCUCAUGCCGCACGGUGGUCUUCCCGCUGCUGACCUCGGGCUCUGUCUUCUGGCUGCUCAGGCUCUGGGAACAGCUGGGGCCGUGGCCUGGCCCGGUGAGUGGCUACAUGCUGCUGGUGGGGCCCCGGCUCCUCCUCACCGCCCUCUCCUUUGCCCUGGAUGGCGCCGUGUACCACCUGGCCCCGCUGUGGGGGGCGGAGCGCUGGACCGCGCUGGCCCUCCUGGCUGGCUCCUACGUCACUCUGGUCUUCUACACAAGGACCUUCUCCAACACCAUUGAGGGACUGCUUUUCGUGUGGCUGCUGGUGCUGGUAUCCCCCCGCGUAGCGGGGAGCCCCACACCCAAGAGGCCUGCUUCAGGCCCCUGGUGGCACAGCUGGCUUCUUGGAGGCGUGGUGGCUGCUGGCUUCUUCAACCGGCCCACCUUUCUGGCUUUUGCUCUGGUCCCCCUCUUCCUCUGGGGCGUUGGUGGAGCCCCGAACCCUGGCUUCAGGUCACUGGCUCGUGAGGCCCUGGCGCUGCUCCCGGGGGCAGCCCUCACUGCAGCAGGGUUUGUGGCCGUAGACAGCUGGUACUUCUCCAGCCCAUCGAGGGCCAGUGCACUGGUCCUGACGCCUGCCAACUUCCUGCGCUACAACCUGGACCCCCAGAACCUGGCCAGGCACGGAACGCAUGUGCGGCUCACCCACCUGGCGGUCAAUGGCUUCCUGCUCUUCGGGCCGCUGCACGCCCAGGCCCUGCAGGCUAUGUGGCAGCAGCUGCAAGCUGGCCCGUGGGCCUUUGCGCAGACGGGCUUCCUGAGGGUGCUGGGUGCCCGCAGCCUGCUGUCCAGCCCCAGGUCUUACCUCCUUCUCCUCUAUUUCACACCGCUGGCCCUGCUAUCUGCCUUUAGCCACCAGGAGGCCCGGUUCCUGAUCCCCCUCCUGGUACCCCUAGUCUUGCUUUGUAGUCGUCGGACUCAGCCUGUGCCCUGGAAGGGCACCCUGGUCCUCUUCAAUGUCCUGGGGGCCCUCUUCUUCGGCUGCCUGCACCAGGGGGGCCUAGUACCUGGCCUGGGGCACCUGGAGCAGGUAGUCCACGCACCUGUGCUCCCAGGUGUAAAUACCCACUAUACACUGCUCUUCGCCCACACCUACAUGCCCCCCCGGCACCUCCUGCGCCUCCCAGGCCUGGGGUCACCCGUGGAGGUGGUGGACAUGGCUGGGACGGAGGACUGGAUCCUGUGCCAAGCCCUGAACAGCUUCGCCACACAGCCAGCCUGCCAGGCAGCUGGUGGGCCGUGGCUCUGCCGCCUGUUUGUGGUGACCCCUGGCACCACCAGACCUGCCAUGGAGAAGUGUGGCUUCCCCCUCAAGAAUGAGAUGCUAGUGUUUCCCCACCUGACCAUGGAGGACCCACCAGCCCUGUCCUCCCUGCUGAGUGGGGCGUGGAGGGACCACCUCAGCCUCCACAUCGUGGAGCUGUGGGAGAAGGCUGAUGCUGUGACGGAGCAGCCACUGCCCACAAUCCAGCCGUAG